Leptosia nina is the source of this 285-nucleotide messenger RNA. NCBI's taxonomy places the organism in Eukaryota, Metazoa, Arthropoda, Insecta, Lepidoptera, Pieridae. The record is from the annotation of a GenBank genome assembly.
AUGAAAACUAUCUUCAGUAACCUAUUAUUUGUAGCAAUGGCUGUAGCCGUUGCGUCAUGCGGGGACUGUCCCACGGAUGACACAGAUAUGUUGUUAAAACACGAGGACUGUGACAAAUUCUACCAAUGUACAAACGGAGAAAAAGUGGAAAGACACUGCCCGGAAAAUCUUUACUUUAACGAAGAGGAGGAUAUAUGCGACUGGCCGAAAAAUGUGAAUUGCGCGGGAAGAAAUAUCCCUGUGGUACCAUUGACAAAUGUCAUUGUAGAUUAUACAACAAAUUAA